AUGUGCGAGUCCGCCUCCCUACUAGCUGCAGCCGGAGACCAAGACGGCCACCACCACCAGGGGGUGACCAAGGCAGCCGAGAUGGACACGGGUGGCCUGCUGGACCAUUCCCCGGCAGCCCUCGGCCCGAGCCCUCUUCCCACGCCGCCUCCACCGCUCGUGUUCUACCAAGACGAUUACCGGUACUACUACGACGACGACAGUUGCCUCCAGGAGGACCAGGAGGGCGACGACGGCGCCUAUCAACUGCUCCAGGACGAGGAGGAGGACGUCGCCGCCACCAGCUCGCUUGCUGCCAGGCUACGUGAGCUCGUUCGCCAGAAGCUGGCCGAGGUGAACGCCUCCAGCGCGGUCGUCGCGGGGCUCGGCCUCGUCGGGAGCGCCGUCGGCGCCUACUUCCUCUGGCCCGCGGCCGCGGCCGCCGCCACCGCCGCCACCAUGGCAGCACCCGGGGCCGCCGGUUUCCUCAUCUCCCGUGUGGCGUUUGAAGCCAACUCAAAGCUCUACUUCAAGAUCCUCCGCACUGCCGGAGCAGCAGCGGCUGCCGCCGCUUUCGCCGUGUAG
Messenger RNA from Triticum turgidum subsp. durum (durum wheat), 564 nucleotides. NCBI's taxonomy places the organism in Eukaryota, Viridiplantae, Streptophyta, Magnoliopsida, Poales, Poaceae. The record is from the annotation of a GenBank genome assembly.